Vicia faba (fava bean) is the source of this 2878-nucleotide messenger RNA. The record is from the annotation of a GenBank genome assembly. NCBI's taxonomy places the organism in Eukaryota, Viridiplantae, Streptophyta, Magnoliopsida, Fabales, Fabaceae.
AUGUCUAGCGCUACAAAAGGGUUGGAACCAGCAUUCCAAGGAGUAGGCCAAAAAGUAGGGACUGAAAUAUGGAGGAUUGAGAAUUUUCAGCCAGUUCCAUUGCCAAAAUCUGAUUAUGGGAAAUUCUACAUGGGAGAUUCUUACAUUAUCUUGCAGACAACACAAGGCAAAGGAGGCAAUUAUUUGUUUGAUAUUCACUUCUGGAUCGGAAAGGAUACAAGUCAGGAUGAAGCUGGAACUGCAGCCAUUAAAACUGUUGAACUUGAUUCAUCCCUUGGAGGACGUGCAGUGCAGCACAGGGAACUCCAAGGGCACGAGUCUGACAAGUUUUUGUCAUACUUUAAGCCAUGUAUUAUACCAUUAGAAGGAGGUGUUGCAUCUGGCUUCAAAACACCAGAAGAAGAGGAGUUUGAAACACGUUUGUAUGUAUGCAAAGGAAAAAGAGUUGUCAGAAUAAAACAGAUUCCUUUUGCGCGGUCUUCGCUGAAUCAUGAUGAUGUAUUCAUCUUAGACACUAAGGAAAAGAUUUAUCAAUUCAAUGGUGCAAAUUCCAAUAUUCAGGAAAGAGCAAAGGCUUUGGAAGUUAUUCAGUUGUUGAAGGAAAAGUAUCAUGAAGGGACAAGCAAUGUUGCAAUUGUCGAUGAUGGAAAGUUGGAUACUGAGUCAGACUCAGGUGAAUUUUGGGUCCUGUUUGGUGGUUUUGCUCCCAUUGGGAAGAAGGUCAUCAGCGAAGAUGAUAUUGUUCCAGAGACCAUUCCUGCUCAACUUUACAGUAUUGCUGAUGGUGAGGCCAAGUCUGUGGAUGGUGAACUCUCUAAGUCACUGUUGGAGAACAACAAAUGCUAUUUAUUGGACUGUGGUGCUGAGGUGUUUGUCUGGGUUGGCCGAGUAACACAAGUUGAUGAAAGAAAAGCUGCUUGUCAAGCUGCUGAGGACUUUGUUACGAGUCAAAAAAGGCCAAAAGCUACAAGGAUAACAAGGGUUAUUCAAGGUUAUGAGACACAUCCAUUUAAGUCCAACUUUGAUUCUUGGCCAUCAGGAUCUGCUUCUACUGCUGGUGCUGAGGAAGGAAGAGGAAAAGUUGCAGCUUUGCUGAAGCAACAAGGUAUGGGUGUCAAGGGAGCUGCAAAAAGUACUCCAGUUAACGAGGAAAUUCCACCUCUGCUUGAAGCAGGUGGAAAAUUGGAGGUAUGGAUAAUCAAUGGAAGUGCUAAGACUCCAUUACCUAAGGAAGAUAAUGGUAAAUUUUAUAGUGGAGAUUGUUACAUAGUGCUUUACACUUAUCACUCUGGUGAGAGGAAGGAAGACUACUUCUUGUGCUGUUGGUUUGGAAAACACAGCAUUGAGGAGGACCAAAAGAUGGCUACUCGGUUAGCUACUACAAUGUCCAACUCACUAAAGGGUAGACCUGUUCAGGGUCGCUUAUUUGAUGGUAAAGAAUCACCACAGUUUGUCGCACUUUUCCAACCUAUGGUGGUCCUCAAGGGAGGUUUGAGCUCAGGUUACAAAAAGUUAAUUGCAGAGAAAGGUUUGCCAGAUGAGACAUACACAGCAGAGAAUAUUGCUCUUAUUCGGAUUUCGGGAACAUCCACUCAUAAUAAUAAAACAAUGCAAGUUGAUGCAGUGGCAACAUCGUUGAAUUCUACCGAGUGUUUUCUUCUGCAAUCUGGCUCUACAGUUUUUACUUGGCAUGGCAACCAAUCUUCCAUUGAACAGCAGCAGCUUGCAGCAAAAGUUGCUGAGUUUUUAAGGCCAGGAAUUGCUUUAAAGCAUGCUAAAGAAGGAACAGAAACCUCAGCUUUCUGGUCUGCUGUAGGAGGAAAACAAAGUGUCACUAGCAAAAAAAUCACUAAUGACAUUGUUAGAGACCCGCAUUUGUUCACUUUGUCAUUUAAUAAAGGAAAAUUACAGGUAGAAGAGCUCUACAACUUUUGCCAGGAUGAUCUGUUGACAGAAGAUAUCCUCGUACUUGACACCCAUGCAGAAGUGUUUGUUUGGAUUGGCCAGUGUGUGGACCCAAAAGAAAAGCAAAAUGCUCUUGAAGUUGCCCAGAAAUACAUAGAAAAGGCUGCAUCUCUGGAGGGACUAUCUCCUCAAGUACCACUAUAUAAAGUAACCGAAGGGAAUGAACCUUGCUUUUUCACAACAUACUUUUCUUGGGAUCAUGCAAAAUCUACGGUUCAAGGAAACUCUUUCCAGAAAAAGUUGGCACUGCUAUUUGGGAUUGGUCAUUCUGUAGAGGAAAAAUCUAAUGGAUCAAGUCAAGGCGGUCCAAGACAAAGAGCAGAAGCUUUGGCUGCCUUAAAUAAUGCAUUCAAUUCAUCUCCGGAGACAGCACCCAGUACUGAUAGAUUGAAUAGCUUAAAUCAAGGAGGACCGAGGCAAAGGGCAGAAGCUUUAGCUGCCUUAAACUCUGCCUUCAGUUCAUCAACCGGAACUAAAGUUGUUACACCUAGGAAAUCUCCAAGAGGUCAAGGAUCACAAAGAGCAGCUGCAGUAGCUGCUCUUUCUAACGUUCUCACUGCUGAAAAGAAGAAACAAUCACCUGACGGUUCUCCUGUGGCAAGCGGUAGUCCUGUUGUUGAAAGUAACACUCCCGAUGCUAAAAGUGAAACUGCCCCUUCUGAAUCGGAAGGUCCUGAAGAAGUUACAGAAACCAAGGAGGCAGAGGAACUUGCUCCUGAAACUGGUAGCAAUGGAAAUUCAGAAACAAAACAAGAAGACGUAGAGGAUGGGCUUGAUAACCAAAAUAGUCAGAGUGUCUUCACUUAUGAGCAAUUGAAGGCUAAAUCUGGGAGUCAUCUGUCUGGAAUUGAUCUUAAACGCAGGGAGGCUUAUCUGUCAGAAGAAGAGUUUCUCACAGUUCGAUUUGUUCUAG